Molecule: messenger RNA, 889 nt
Organism: Pyrus x bretschneideri (Chinese white pear)
Lineage: Eukaryota; Viridiplantae; Streptophyta; Magnoliopsida; Rosales; Rosaceae
Product: protein YIF1B-like
Exons: 5
Coding region: 1-825 (274 amino acids)
Biological process (GO): endoplasmic reticulum to Golgi vesicle-mediated transport
Cellular component (GO): endoplasmic reticulum membrane; Golgi membrane; endoplasmic reticulum-Golgi intermediate compartment
Source: RefSeq, a predicted model, not a curated record
AUGCCGGCUUCCAUAAGCAUGGAUGAGAAUCUGGGGUUCCAGUAUGGAGUUUCCAGGCCAGGGCUUAAUCCACCAAUUCAAUUUGGGAAUGGAUUUUGUGGAGCAGGGUCAGGACUCAUUCGAGGCGGAUUGGGUGCGUAUGGAAAGAAAAUUUGUGGUUCAAGUUCUCAGUAUGUUCAAAGCAAUAUAAGCAAGUACUUCUCAGAUCCUCAAUACUACUUCCAAGUGAACUCCCACUACGUCCGAAACAAACUGAAGAUAAUUCUGUUUCCAUUUCUGCACAGGGGGCACUGGACGAGGAUGACAGAGCCAGUUGGAGGCAGGCUUUCGUAUAACCCUCCAAUUACUGACAUACAUGCCCCAGACUUGUACAUUCCAUUCAUGACAUUUGCAACGUACUUGGUUCUCGCUGGGAUCUCACUAGGUCUUUCUGGGAAAUUCAGCCCAGAGGCUAUAAAUUGGCAGUUUGUGAAGGGAAUGGUGGGUUGGCUACUCCAAGUGAUGUUGCUCAAGGCAUCGUUGUCUUCACUUGGGGGUGGAGAGGCACCUUUGCUAGACAUGAUAGCAUAUACUGGGUACACUUUCACAGGGUUGUGUGUGGCGGUUCUAGGGCGAAUCACGCUAAGCUAUGCGUACUACUUGAUAAUCAUAUGGACAUCCAUGUGCUCAGGCAUCUUCUUGGCAAAGACAAUUAAGAUAACUUUGUAUGCUGAGAUCAACAGUUAUGAUGCAAACAUGCAUCAUUAUAUGUUGCUAGGUAUCGCGUUUUCUCAGUUCCCGUUGAUCAUCUGGCUGAGCAACCCUACCGGGAAUUGGUUUUCCUGAACCUGCAAUUUCAAUGCAUAUAUGCUCGUUGCUCGGAUUUUCUGCGAUGGCAUAUGAACAUCUU